UGUGUCCUAAGGAGUGUGAGAAGAGAGCGUGCACGGAUGCGGGCCAGUGUUGUCACCCCCAGUGCCUGGGCAGCUGUACGGAAGCAGACAAUGAUAAAGCAUGCGCCGCCUGCCAGCAUUACUUUCACGAGGACCGAUGUGUCGAGGCCUGCCCGCCAGAUACCUACAAGUUUGAAGGAUGGCGCUGCAUCACUAUGGAGAUGUGUGCCCGUGUUCACCUACCCAGCGAGGUGGACUUCGUCAUUCACAAUGGAGAGUGUAUGCCGGACUGUCCACCCGGAUUCACCCGAAAUGAGACUCAGAGUAUGUUUUGCAGCGCGUGUGACGGCCUGUGCGAUAAAGUCUGCGAAUCUAAAACAAUCGACUCUGUGGACGCGGCUCAAUCACUGCAGGGCUGCACAGUCAUCAAAGGCAACCUGCAAAUCAACAUCCGCCGGGGCAAUAACAUUGCAUCAGAGCUGGAGAGUUUCAUGGGGCUGAUCCAGACAGUGACUGGAUAUGUAAGGAUCAAGCACACUCAUACUCUGGGCUCUCUGUCCUUCCUCAAGAGCCUGCGAUACAUUGUUGGAGAAGAGCUUGUGGAUAAUACAUACGCAUUCCAUGCAGUGGACAAUCACAACUUGCAGUAUCUCUGGGACUGGACUCAGCACAAUCUGACCAUUAAAACGGGGAAACUAUACUUUCGCUUCAAUCCCAAGCUUUGCAUGUCUGAGAUCCGAAAAAUGUGGGAGAAAACCAGCGUCAGGGAAAAGAUGGCAGAGGACGAUGUUCGUAGCAAUGGAGAGCGAGCAAGUUGUGAGAGUUAUAUUCUUAAGUUCAGAUCCAACCACACUCAGAGUACUCGGAUAAAGCUCACUUGGGAGCGAUAUCGACCGCCAGACUACAGAGACCUCAUCAGCUUCAUUGUGUAUUACAAGGAGGCACCAUUCCAGAACAUCACUGAAUUCGAUGGACAGGAUGGGUGUGGCUCUAAUAGCUGGAACAUGGUGGAUGUGGACCUUCCUCAGGAAAAAUCGAUAGAUCCUGGAGUACUGCUGUCCCCCCUUAAACCCUGGACUCAGUAUGCCAUCUUUGUGAAGGCCGUCACUCUGGUUGUAGAGGACAAGCAUGUUGGGGGAGCUAAGAGUGAGGUGGUCUACAUCCGCACCAAUGCAUCAGCGCCGUCAAUGCCCCUUGAUGCCCGUGCAUAUGCCAACUCCUCUUCAUCCCUGAUGGUGAAGUGGUCUCCUCCUAUCGCUCCCAACGGAAACAAAACAUUCUACUUUCUCCGUUGGCAGCAGCAGGCAGAAGAUGGUGAACUCUACCAGCAUAACUACUGCUCUAAAGAGCUUAAGAUCCCAAUCCGGAUCUCGGCCACAUCUUUGUCAGACAUGGAGGGCGAGACAAAGCCCACAAAAUCAGAUGUUGCCGGGGGUGAGAAGGGUUGCUGCCCCUGCCCAAAAACCAAGGAGGACCUGAAGGCAGAAGCUGAAGACCGAUCCUACCGCAAAGUCUUUGAGAACUUCCUGCACAACUCUAUUUUCACACCCAGACCUCCAGACAGGAAGCGUCGAGACUUGAUGGGAGUGGCCAACAGCACACUAGUGUCGGGUGUGAGCAGGAACAUCUCAGUUCUGGAGAGUAACAUCACUCAGCCAGAGCUGCCAGAAAAAGAGUACCCGUUCUCUGAAGGCAAAGUCCACACAGAGUUCAUGGAGAUACACAACCUUCGGCCCUUCACCGUCUACCGCAUUGACAUCCACGCCUGCAACUAUGAAGUCCACCGGUGCAGUGCUGCGGCCUUUGUGUUCUCCAGAACCAAACCGGCAGAUAAAGCGGAUGAUAUUCCCGGCUCUGUGACUCAGGAGAGGGAUGAGAAGGGAGAAGGAAUAGUGCUUCUGCGGUGGCCUGAACCUCUUCACCCCAACGGACUGAUCCUCAUGUAUGAGAUCAAAUAUCGUCUGGGAACUGAGGCUGAGAAGCAUGAAUGUGUAUCACGACAGCAGUACAAAGUUCUGCGAGGAGCUCAGCUUAGCAAUUUGGCCUCUGGAAAUUAUUCAGCUCGAGUCAGAGCCACUUCUCUGGCUGGAAACGGGUCUUGGACUGAACCAGUGUCCUUCUACGUGCCACCCCCUAAACGGAAUUAUGAUAAUGCCUUCUACGUGGCCAUCAUUAUCCCUGUUAUAGUACUACUUUUGCUACUCUUCGUGAUCGUAGCUGUCAUCAUUGUGACCAAAAAGAGGAAUAGUGACAGGAUAGGAAAUGGUGUGCUGUAUGCUUCUGUGAACCCCGAGUACUUCAGUCCAUUUGAAAUGUAUGUGCCAGAUGAAUGGGAAGUGGCUCGAGAGAAGAUCACCAUGUGCCGUGAGCUGGGCCAGGGCUCUUUUGGUAUGGUGUAUGAGGGCAUUGCAAAGGGUGUCGUUAAAGAUGAACCUGAGACCAGAGUGGCUAUCAAGACUGUAAACGAAUCCGCCAGCGUACGUGAACGCAUCGAGUUCCUGAACGAAGCUUCAGUUAUGAAGGAGUUCAACUGUCACCAUGUGGUCCGUCUUCUGGGUGUGGUUUCACAAGGACAGCCUACUCUAGUUAUAAUGGAGCUGAUGACGCGGGGUGAUCUGAAAAGCCACUUGCGCUCGCUCCGAUCCAAAGAGCAGGGCUCCAGCAGCCAGUCUUUGCCUCCGCUGAAGAAGAUGAUUCAGAUGGCGGGUGAGAUAGCGGAUGGGAUGGCGUACCUCAAUGCCAACAAGUUCGUCCAUCGAGAUCUGGCUGCCAGAAACUGCAUGGUUGCUGAAGACUUUACAGUUAAAAUCGGAGACUUUGGCAUGACGAGGGACAUCUAUGAGACUGACUACUAUCGCAAAGGAGGCAAAGGGCUGCUGCCGGUCCGCUGGAUGUCUCCAGAGUCUUUGAAAGAUGGCGUCUUCACAACUAAUUCUGAUGUCUGGUCGUUUGGUGUGGUUUUAUGGGAGAUCGCCACAUUAGCCGAACAGCCCUACCAGGGCAUGUCCAACGAGCAGGUACUGCGCUUCGUCAUGGAGGGAGGACUUCUGGAUAAACCGGACAACUGCCCCGACAUGCUGUUUGAGCUAAUGCGUAUGUGCUGGCAGUAUAACCCUAAGAUGCGGCCAUCUUUCCUGGAGAUCAUCAACAGCAUAAAAGAGGAACUGGAGCCUCCUUUCCGGGAGGUUAGCUUUUUCUACAGUGAGGAGAACAAGCCACCCGAUACUGAGGAACUGGACAUGGAGGUGGAGAACAUGGAGAACGUCCCGCUGGAUCCUGCAUCCACAUUGGCCCCCUCUUCUCAGGGGAACACAGGAAUUCAAUCCCAGAGCCCGCAGCCGCUCUCCCCAGCGCAGGGGCCUGGGACGCCGCUUGGGUCUGCACAGACCCCCUCCACCUCUCCGCCCUCAUCCUCAGCCUCUCCAGGCCUGGCUCUGGAUAAGCACUCAGGACAGGUAGCGGCAAAUGGACCGGUGGUGCUGCUGGGGCCGGCGUUUGACGAGACGCAGCCUUACGCACACAUGAACGGCGGGAGGAAGAACGAGCGAGCGCUGCCACUGCCUCAGUCCUCGGCCUGCUGAUCAUCACAGGGUACACACAUUUCCCUCCUCCCUUUGUCU
Molecule: messenger RNA, 3599 nt
Organism: Danio rerio (zebrafish)
Lineage: Eukaryota; Metazoa; Chordata; Actinopteri; Cypriniformes; Danionidae
Gene: igf1ra
Product: insulin-like growth factor 1a receptor
Biological process (GO): cell surface receptor protein tyrosine kinase signaling pathway
Cellular component (GO): plasma membrane; membrane
Molecular function (GO): insulin receptor substrate binding; ATP binding; transferase activity
Source: RefSeq, marked provisional